AUGACAUAUUUUUUUAAGGUAUGGACAAGUUUCUGUUUAGAAGUGGUAGCUGUAGAUCCUAGUUUUGAAGUGCCAGUAGUAAAUGUUACUGUUAUUGAAGGUUCCACGGCUGUUUUACCGUGUUCGGUUUCACAUCUCAACAGACACAAGAUAGCGUGGAUGGAUCAAUGGUCUACGUUAUUAACAUAUAAAAAAGAUAGAGUUAUAGAUGAUCGGAGGAUCAGUGUGAAUCAGCCCUACCCUACAGAGUGGAAUCUCCAGAUAACAGGGGUGAAAUACGGGGACCAGGGGAUCUACACCUGUCAGGUGAAUACUGAACCAGCUAAAGAACAAACAGUUGUUCUCAAUGUUAUUGUGCCACCCAGAAUAAUUGGAUCUCAAACACCAAGUCACAUAGUAACCAAAGAGGGGCGGUCAGUGUCGUUAAUCUGUAACGUGACGGGGGUGCCACGCCCUACUGUCACGUGGUAUAGAAAACAGAGUACGGAUGGCGAUGAAAAAGAGCGGAUAGGAUUUAAAGGUGAAGAACUGAUCAUCCAUAAUGUAACCCGAUACUGUGGAGGUAUUUAUGAAUGUUUAGCUGAUAAUAAUGUACCACCUGCAGUUAAAAAACAAAUUAGAGUCGAUGUUGAAUUUCCACCAGAAAUCCGUCUACCAACUAAAAGGAUAGGACAGAGCAAAGGACGUGAAACGAUAUUAGAAUGUGUUGUUACAGCUUUCCCCCAUGCUGUCAGUGUUUGGCAAUUCCGUGGAAGAGAACUAUCUAAUAGCUGGAAAUACAGAAUAGAAGUUUUUGAAGAAGAAAUGUAUACGAAAACAUUAAGUUUACGCAUUGUGCAACUUGAUGAAAGAGACUAUGGUGUAUAUAUGUGUGUAGCCUCGAAUAAUUUAGGAAAAACUACCGAUACUAUGGAAUUAUAUGAACAUCGAGUGCGGAAACCAACGACACAAUCCACAUCGACAAUAUCAGUAACACCGGGCUUAUUGAGUCGGGGUCGGGACAGAAAACCAGUGGUACAAUCUGAUAAACAAGUGGAUUCACCAUUAAUAAAACAAUAUGAUGGAGAUGAUGAUGAAGACGAAGAUGAUGCUAGGAUUAAUUAUAUAGAAUCUAGAGGUAAUUAUGGUCGACCAGCUGCUGUAGAUGGAUUUAAAGGAUCAGCGACUAGUGUAUAUAGUGUACAAACUGUUUUUGUAUAUAUAGCGUUGAGUUUACUAUACGUAUUGCAUCACUGA
Messenger RNA from Lottia gigantea (owl limpet), 1236 nucleotides. RefSeq lists its product as hypothetical. The record is from RefSeq and is a predicted model, not a curated record. NCBI's taxonomy places the organism in Eukaryota, Metazoa, Mollusca, Gastropoda, Lottiidae. The coding region runs from base 1 to 1236 and encodes 411 amino acids. The transcript is spliced from 9 exons. Gene Ontology annotation, cellular component: neuron projection.